CGCGUGUUGUCCUCAACUUCACAUUCCUAUUUCCUUCUCCACUAGGAUACUCCUCUCCCUCUUCAUUCGCAUGUGCUUCUCCAUCUCUAUCUAUACACAAACUCAAGAACACAACAACAUAGUAACCUUAAAGUGAAAGUAGUAAACACAGCACAACACAACACAAGUGAAAGUGAAACCCUGUGUGGUGCAGUGCAGGAGAAGGAUAUGGACUCGAAGGCCAUGUGCUUCAUAACGCACCAGGCCCUUUUCAACGCCGUUCGAUGUGGGGACCUUGAAGGGAUCAAGGAGCAGUUGCAGAACAAGGGUGAGUCCUCAACGGAGGUUAUGUGCUUGCAGAACGAUGCGGGGGAAACCAUGUUGUAUAUAGCUGCUGAGCUUGGUCUUCGUGAGGUGUUCAGCUUCUUGCUUAGUUUGUGUGACGUGGAGGUGUUGAAGAUCAGGUCCAAAUCGGAUAUGAGCCCCUUUCACGUUGCAGCCAAACGUGGCCAUUUGGAUAUUGUGAGGGAGAUUUUAAGUACUUGGCCUGAGGUUUGUAAGUUAUGCGACUCCUCUGACACUAGCCCUCUAUAUUCAGCCGCUGUUCGAGAUCAUUUGGAUAUAGUGAAUGCAAUUUUGGAUGUUGAUAUGAGCUCAAUGAUGAUAGUAAGGAAAAAUGGCAAAACAGCAUUGCACAAUGCUGCUAGAUAUGGCAUCCUUCGCAUUGUACAAGCAUUGAUUGCUCGAGAUCCUGGAAUAGUCUGCAUCAAAGACAAAAAGGGUCAAACUGCACUGCAUAUGGCUGUGAAAGGACAGAGUACUUCGGUGGUGGAAGAGAUACUACAAGCUGAUCCUAUGAUAUUGAACGAAAUAGAUAAGAAGGGUAGCACAGCACUUCACAUGGCAACCAGGAAAGGCCGUUCACAGAUAGUGAGCCUUUUGUUAACCUACACAGCUACGAAUGUCAAUGCCAUCAAUAAUCAGAAGGAAACAGCCUUAGAUUUGGCAGAUAAACUGCCAUAUGGAGAUUCAUCUUUGGAAAUCAAGGAGGCCCUUGCAGAAUGUGGUGCCAAGCAUGCCAGGCAUAUUGGGAAAGUGAAUGAUGCCAUGGAACUAAAAAGAGCUGUGAGUGACAUAAAGCAUGAAGUGCAAUCACAGCUUAUACAGAAUGAAAAAACUCGCAGACGAGUUUCUGGUAUUGCUAAGGAACUGAAGAAAAUUCAUAGAGAUGCAGUUCAAAACACCAUAAAUUCUGUCACAGUUGUAGCUGUCCUUUUUGGCUCAAUAGCAUUCAUGGCUUUGUUCAGUUUACCUGGUCAAUAUCGAAAGAAGCAACCAGAGGCAGGGAAGGCGAAUAUAGCCGGUGAUGUUGCCUUCAGUGUGUUCUGCCUUUUGAAUGCUACAGCUCUUUUCAUUUCUCUUGCGGUUGUUGUUGUUCAAAUCACUUUGGUAGCUUGGGAUACAAGGGCUCAAAGGCAGGUUGUGUCAGUGGUUAACAAGCUAAUGUGGGCUGCAUGUUCUUGCACUUGUGGAGCUUUUCUUGCUAUAGCCUUUGUGGUUGUUGGAGAUGAAACAUGGCUAGCUAUUAGUGUCACCCUUUUGGGAGCACCAAUUCUAGUUGGUACUCUAGCAUACUUGUGCUACUUUGUUUUCAAGCGGCAUUUCGGACCGCGCAGUGAUUCCCAGAGAUUAGUCAAGAGAGCAAGUGGAAGCAAGUCAUUCUCAUGGACUUACUCAGUAAAUAUAUCAGAUGUAGAUGAUUAUGAUUCUGAUCUUGAGAAGAUAUAUGCUCUAUAAGUAUGUGAACUUGAACUGAUAUCUUGCCACCUUAGUGGAAAGUGAAAUGUUUACUACUCACUAGGAUUCAGCUGCUUAUUUUGAAGUUUACUAGUAAGUCUUACACAAGAAAAUGGUUGGAUAUGUUGAUACAUGUAACUGAUGAUCAGAAGUCGGAUGUAGAUUUAUGUACAUGGAAAUAAAUAUGGAAAGGAAGUUUUGUAAAAGCUUAUAUCUAGCUCUGGAUUUUUGAAACAGGUUCUGGUCCAUAAUUUGGUGGGGACUGACUUUCUUUUGUUGACUAAAGACAUAUUAAGCAUUAGACAGGCUUUUCUCUGCUAUGAGGUUGAGACUUGAGAUGGAAAAGAAAUACUUAGGUGUAUAGGAGUUUAAUGUGUUUAAGCAAGGGAAUUCAAUGUGGUAAUUUAGUGUCGUAGAACGUUGCUUGACAAGAGAGCUAACACUGCAUUUUCCCAAAUUACUUUUCCAUUUUGAAGCAUGAUCUCCAAUACAGCACUUUUUGGUUGGUAGAGUAGAUGGUUGUUCAUUUAGUAGAAUUUUUGGAGGUUUGCUUAGUUGGUGUCAUGUAGAGAUACACACAAUUAAAACCACAAGUCUCUAAUCAGUGGACUGGGAAAUACUCGUGACAGAAAAAAAAAACUACAAAAGCAGACAUUGCGAAAGUUUCAUAGUUCAACCCUUGGUGGAA
Molecule: messenger RNA, 2464 nt
Organism: Cajanus cajan (pigeon pea)
Lineage: Eukaryota; Viridiplantae; Streptophyta; Magnoliopsida; Fabales; Fabaceae
Product: ankyrin repeat-containing protein At2g01680
Cellular component (GO): plasma membrane
Molecular function (GO): protein binding
Source: RefSeq, a predicted model, not a curated record